AUGAAAAUUCACGUGCCCACUCUUUGCGUCGCACAGCAGAUCUGCGUCGCGUGUGCGGGCGAGGACGACAUGACGAUACGUUGCCGGUGGUGCAAUGUGCGCAAAUUCGUGUUCCGCGAUGAUCCGGUGAGGCAAUUCGUCGAUUUUGUUACGAGAACGACGAAAUGUUUCAAGCAGAUUAUCUGCAUCGCGCACAACGCCAAGGCGUUCGACGCGCAGUUCAUCCUUCGUUACAUCACGGAAAAACGUGGCGAUUUGGAUCCACAAGUAAUAUUAAACGGGACAAAGAUUGUCGUAUUAACGGCCGGGCGUACAAAAUUUAUUGACAGUAUCAACUAUAUGCCNAUGCGUUUGUCAGCUCUGCCGCAAGCUUUCGGUUUGCGGGGUAGGGUGGAAAAGGGAUAUUUUCCGCAUUUAUUUAACACACUCGCGAAUCAGUCGUACGUCGGUCCGUUACCAGCCGUUGAAUAUUACUCGCCGGAUAGUAUGUCUAGCGAAGAACGCGAACGUUUUUUGUCGUGGCACGCGGAACAGAUGCGCGAAGACGCAGUUUUUGACUUUCAACGCGAGAUAGUGCGUUAUUGUCGUAACGACGUUGAUAUCUUGCGGCGAGCGUCCAUGGCUUUCCGCAAGAUAUUUCUCGAGCGCGGAAACGUAUGUCCGUUUGAAGAAUGCACGACCAUCGCUUCCACAUGCAUGCGCGUUUUCCGCAAAAACUUUUUACGUGAAGAAGAGAUCGGCGUCAUUCCUCGCGACGGAUAUAGCCUCGCGGAUACGCAAUCCCGCAAAGCUCUGCAGUGGCUGGUGUGGAAGAAGCGCGAGCUCGGCCGCAUUAUUGUUCACGCGGGUCACGGGCAAGAACAUCGUCUCGUGGAAGUCGGAGGCAUUCCCGUCGACGGGUAUUACGAGACGGCGAACGGGUACAUCGUGACGGAGAAAUGGGAGUACGCUUUUGAUCGCAAUACGCGGGAAAAUCGCGAAAUGCAAGCGUUUUUAGACCAACAUCCNAUGCUCGCAGAUAAACCGCUUUCACCGCGUGACGCGUUUUUCGGCGGUCAAACGGGAAACAUCACGAUUCGGCGCGAAAUUACGGGUACGGAGAAAAUACGUUACGUAGACGUGUGUUCUCUAUACCUUUACGUGUUGAAAACCGGCGCUUUCCCGAUUGGACAUCCGAAAAUUCUUGUCGGACAAAAAGAGUGCGCCUCGCUCAUCGGGGCGAUAUCCGGUGUCAAUAUUUCCGCGGUCGAAGGGCUUGUGCGUUGUAGAGUGCUCCCUCCGCGCAAUCUCUUUCACCCUGUACUCCCGUACCGCGUGCAGGGCAAACUACUGUUUGCUUUGUGCCNCAGUUGCUGCGAAAACUUCUCGCAGACACAGUGCUCGCACGAAAAUCUACGCGAUCGUGAAUUCGAAGGCGUGUGGGUAUCGUGUGAAUUACGCAAAGCUGUGGAANAGGGUUAUUUCGUGAGUGCAGUGAGCGAGAUAUGGCAAUACGAGACGAGCCGAUACGACGCUGAUACGCGUCAAGGAGGAUUAUUUGCCGAAUACAUAAACUGUUUUCUCAAAUUGAAGCAAGAGGAGAGCGGAUGGCCGAGCGAAUGCGUGGGCGACCAAUCUAAAGAACGAUAUCUUCGAGAAUACAAAGCAGUCGAGGGUAUCGCUCUAGAUAGAGCAAACAUUGCGCAAAAUCCAGGUCUACGCUCGGUCGCAAAGCUGUGCCUCAAUUCGUUUUGGGGAAAAUUCGGGCAACGAUCGAACUUGACGAGUACCGAGGUGGUAAAGUCGCAGGAACGUCUCGUAUUGCUAUUGUCGAGCCCCGAGCACGAGGUAACCGAUAUAUUACCUGUAAAUGACAAGGUAAUAUAUGUUUCGUGGCGAAUGCGGGACAAGGCGGUUGUAUCCUCUCCGAUUACCAACGUGAUAAUAGCGGCGUACACGACGGCACAGGCGCGAUUGAAACUGCACGAAUAUUUAGAACGUUUAGGCGAGCGCGUUCUUUAUUACGAUACAGAUUUGUGUAUUUAUGUGAGCAGCGGAGAACCCGGCAAAUACGAACCGCGUACGGGAAAUUUCCUGGGCGAUAUGACGGACNAGCUCNAAGGCUACGGNCGUGGUAGUUACAUCGAGUCGUUUGUAUNCGGUGGCCCGAAAUUUUACGCGUACGUAGUUUGUACUCCGGACGGUGGCGCGCGGGAGAGGUACGGUACCGCUCGAAAAAAGAGAGAAAAACCGUUUAAUCCGAUACAAAACGGCGCUGCGACGUAUCGCGGAACNAAGAGGUAUUUGGAGGUGCAAGAGAAACCUGCUGGUGCAACAAGGAGGCUUUUUAUCGUACAUCAUCGGGCCCAUACUCACAGCUUUAUUAUCUCGAAUUAUCGAGUAAACAUGGGACGGACUAAAAAAAUGGUGCUGAUUUCUACGGAUAAUCUCGAAAGAAUGCAACAACGAAUGGCGGGGGAAAAUACCACUGCUAAUACCACACGCACUCCCGGAAUCGUGCUCUCGCGUCUCGACGCGGAGAUGAGACGUAUUCUCGAUUNCCCUGUUGAUGAAGAAAAAGAUCCAUCUGUGGCGGAAACAACUGCUGUGACUGGUGAAGAAAGGGAAGAGAAGGAGGACGAGGAAAUGAGAGAACUAUUUCACGACGCGGAAGAACCAAUGGACGCUUUGCCUCAAACAUCCUCUGUUUUACCAAAACAUUAUUCAACACCAUUACGACACAAUAAUAAUAAUAGUCACUGUUAUAAGGUGCUAGUGUAA
Molecule: messenger RNA, 2760 nt
Organism: Pseudomyrmex gracilis
Lineage: Eukaryota; Metazoa; Arthropoda; Insecta; Hymenoptera; Formicidae
Exons: 4
Coding region: 1-2760 (919 amino acids)
Biological process (GO): DNA replication
Molecular function (GO): DNA binding; DNA-directed DNA polymerase activity; nucleotide binding
Source: RefSeq, a predicted model, not a curated record